AUGUACCAUCCCCCUGACAGACCGCUUAUCGUCAAAUGCACAUUCGACAAAUGGCAUAAACGGAUUACUUUUAGCUCUGCGCGUAAUUGCUCAUAUGAUCUACUUCGAAGAAAGGUAGAACAAUGUUUCUCGCUUUACGCGACGUCGUACCUUGUCUCUUGGAAAGACGACGAUGGAGAAAUCACAUCUAUCACAACGGAUGAAGAUCUUUUGGAGGCCAUCCAGUUCUUCCAAGCUGGGGACGACGCACCGAUGUCAUCCGCCGCCUCUAUACUAUCUGGUAGAAGCUUUGGAGCACGCAAGAUCACUUUGAGGGUCACUAUUACUGUGGAGUAUGAUGGACCCAGUCUUUCUGAUACAUCGUCCUUGGCAAGUUUGGAGGAGUUCAAGGGGAAGAAUGCGAGUCAACAAUCGUUCUCAUUUGGCACACCGACUAUUGAUCUAGACGAUGACUCGGUUACUGUUAGCUCAAGGGAUCCAGGGACGUCUUCAGCGCGCUCAGGGAGGUCAGGGGCGCCUUCUCGAGCCCUUCCACAAAUUCCAAAACAAAAGAGCUUCAUGGGUUCCGAUAAUCCGCAUACAUCGGUGAAGGGAGGUGAUCGCCCAGUAAAUGGUCAAUCCGGCUCCUCGCGAAUUCCAUCGACAUUGAAUCGUACUGAGAGCUCGUUGACACAAGACAUUCAGUUGGAGGCAGCAGAGGAGCGGUAUCCAUUGGAUCCAUCUGCAGUAUUCGAGCGCCUCAAGCUUGCUGAAGACGAUGCUUCCAGUGUAAACUACGACUCGUUGGGUGCAAGCGAACGAGGGGCUGCGUGGUUGCGAGACCAGAAUGAAAGGGUGAUACGCUCCAUGUUGGGGGCCCUCCCAGAACCUUCUGUGUCCGAUGACUUCUCGUUCUCACUAGGUGGCUCACAACCGGAGGAAGAGGAAGAUUCAUUGGGAGGAGAUCUAGCACUACAACGGGAUCCCAGCGGCAAAUAUUACUACACUUAUACAUCUGGAUCGUCUUCACAAUUCCAAGGCUCUGGCGCCGACGACGACGCUCAGAACGGCAACGAAGGGGAUGCAUAUGUGCGAAGCGUCAUGCGUGACAACAGACCUACCUCGAUGCAACUCAAUUGGCUUGCUUCGCAAAGGGUCGAUACAACCAAGAAACUAAGUCGUGGCGAGCGACAUCCCAUGUCUAUAGCCGAAGAGCUUGAAGCGACAAAUGGGUUCCCCCACACCAUAGACAAGGAACUUUUGCCUUUCUUACCCAUUGCUGGUCCGUCACCAGACAUACUCACCGACUGCUCGAACUGCGGGUCGAUCUUGGACGCCAUCAGAUACGUCUGCUCGACUUGCGGCCCAAAAACUGCGGUGGGUGAAAGUACCUCUGAGAAAGGCAAAGACAGGGCGACAGAAUCAUCUCCGAUUACUAUGUACACAUACCCGCCCGUGCAGCCGACACACCCCCUCUUCUCGAGUCCCAAUUCGAGUUCGUCGCAGACCUACGUGGGCAGCUCGGACUAUGAUACCCAGCGAUACAAACCCCUGCCUUCGAUCCCCCCGGCGUCGUCCGUGUAUACGGACAGGACGCGCCUGAAUGUCCCGCCGACGUCGCCCACGGCGGUCAGUUCGCCCGGAUAUGAGUUAUGCUCGGCCUGUCUUGAAUCGGUGGGUAUCUAUCACGCCGUUGAAUCCGGGCUGGCCGCCCCUGGGUCAUCUCCCGUCGUCAGUAAUAUGUCACCGUCGCAUGAUGAUGCACAGAGAGCAUCACAAUGGAGGAGAGCGGCACCGAAAAAGGGACAGCUACGCCAUGCGUUCCAGGAAAAAGUUUGGGGUCAUCUUGGAUGGGAAGACGUUGUUCUGGAUGAGGCGCAAGUGUCGGAGUGCUCGACUUGUAAUGCCGUCACGGAGCACAAGAGGUAUAAAUGUGCCUCCUGUACGAAGAUGCACCUAUGCCGGGCAUGUUAUAGCCAAGUUCACGAAUUACACCCGUCACACGCUUUCCUAAUCGUGCCCGACAAGCCUUUGGAAAAUCUGGAUGGGUCUGAUUUCCCUUCAAUUGAAUUACCUGAUUCUCAUGAGGAACUAUCUCUAACCCACCCUGGUGUCAAAUGUGCACACUGCCUGCUUGAUAUCGUCGGAGCACGGUUCCAUUGUGCAAUAUGUGAUUCUAUAGAUAUUUGCUCCAAUUGCGAAUCAGCUGGUCUGCCUGGCAAUUUAGACUCUGCAGAUGGAGGCCAUAAUUCUUCACAUAUUUUAAUCAAGAUACCUUAUCCGCUGGAAACGGCUGAGCUGCAGAAUGCUAGCCGUAGAGCAUUACACCUAUGGAGAAGAGACGGGCCAAAUGUCGGCCAGUCUUUCCCAGGAUCUAAAGCAGAAUCAGAAAUCUCUUCUUAUGCACAUACAAUGAUCGGUUCUGGGUCACGGGAAUCCUCGCAUAACGACCACCGUUUGUUCUGCAACGGCUGCGGUCAUCUGAUCGUUGGUGUACGGUACCAAUGCGCACACUGCCCAUCACUAACGUCGCCGUACAGUCUCUGCUCCGAAUGUGAAAAACGUUCCUAUAUCAUACAUGACCCGAUGCACAUCUUCUUUAAACUACCCAGACCAGUUCUUCGCCCUAUUCAAUCCGCUUUUCCAAUGCUACCUCCACUAUACAAGAUGCCAGCGGGACCACCACCAAACAUACCUAAAACUAAUGACCCAAGAGCUUAUCUUGCAUCUUUGGUACAUCCCUCUGCGAUUUGUGAUCGCUGCAUGACCUGUAUCGAAGGGGAGUGGUUCCGUUGCGCAUAUUGCGCUCGCGAUCUGUGCGACAACUGCGAAGGGGUGGAUACCCACGAUGAUACCCACGUUUUCCUUGUUCUGAAGGCUCCCGUUGACAUGGCGUUGUUCAAGAACUUCGCCAAUCUUGACAGUCAAGAAGGAAGCCCGCCUGUCCUUGCGCAUCCCGUAUAUCGAUGA
Molecule: messenger RNA, 2949 nt
Organism: Psilocybe cubensis
Lineage: Eukaryota; Fungi; Basidiomycota; Agaricomycetes; Agaricales; Agrocybaceae
Exons: 14
Coding region: 1-2949 (982 amino acids)
Biological process (GO): aggrephagy; mitophagy; endosome organization
Cellular component (GO): aggresome; amphisome
Molecular function (GO): protein kinase C binding; K63-linked polyubiquitin modification-dependent protein binding; zinc ion binding
Source: RefSeq, a predicted model, not a curated record